UUCAUUUACCUUUUUAUUGUUAGUUUCUCGUCCUCUUAUUUCUCUAUUUUCAUGCUCCUCUCGACCUCGAGUUUUGGUUUAGGGUUUCAAUCGAGAUCUUGACAUGGCGGGUGCUGGAAUCCACCCAUAUCACCAGCAAUGGCCGCCGGCACCAGCACCUCCGCCCCCACCAGCCGCAGCAGCAGCCGCUCCUCCACCACCUCCUUCUGUCCAUCAUCCUCCUCCACCUGCUCCCUCUCAUGACGAGGUUCGGACUAUCUUCAUUACGGGUCUUCCUGAAGAUGUUAAAGAGAGAGAGCUACAGAAUUUGCUGAGAUGGCUUCCGGGUUAUGAGGCUUCGCAAGUGAACUACAAGGGAGAAAAGCCCAUGGGUUUUGCUCUCUUCUCAAGUGCACAACUUGCAGUUGCUGCAAAAGAUUCCCUUCAGGACAUGGUUUUUGAUGCUGAGUCAAAGUCAGUAUUGCACAUAGAGAUGGCCAAGAAGAAUCUAUUUGUUAAAAGAGGUAUAGUAGCAGAUUCUAAUGCAUAUGAUCAAAGCAAACGAUUGCGAACUGGUGGUGAUUAUUCGCACAGUGCUUAUACAACUCCAUCUCCUUUUCACCCUCCUCCUGCUCCUGUUUGGGGACCACACGGGUAUAUGGCUCCAACUCCUCCUCCAUAUGAUCCAUAUGGAGGUUAUCCUGUUCCUCCAGUACCAAUGCCAACCCCUGCUCCUGUACCAGCUCCUAGCAGUUACGUGCCUGUUCAGAAUACCAAAGAUAACCCUCCUUGCAAUACCUUAUUUAUUGGCAAUCUUGGAGAGAAUAUUAAUGAGGAAGAACUAAGGGGCCUAUUCAGUGUUCAACCUGGUUUUAAGCAAAUGAAGAUCUUGAGACAAGAAAGGCAUACUGUUUGCUUUAUAGAGUUUGAAGAUGUCAAUACUGCAACCAAUGUGCACCACAAUUUACAGGGUGCUGUGAUCCCUAGUUCUGGUUCUGUUGGCAUGCGAAUACAAUAUUCUAAGAAUCCUUUUGGUAAAAGGAAGGACUCUGGUCAUCCAAUUGCUUCCCCUGGUGCAAAUGGUGCUCCACCAGCAAUGACUUACCAGUAGAUCAAGGGGAUGUUCUCUGUUUUCUGUGCUCCGACAAAUACAACUGUUACAUGCUAGGAUGCAUCUUGCAGCUGUUGCAUGCAUCCAUCUCAUUGUCAACAUCAGCAUUAGCAUCUCUUCUCAUGUGUUUGAAUGCACAUAGUUGUUUCAUGAACACACCAUUUGCUCAUGUUAUAUCAAUUUACCUAAGACAUGCAUUUGUCUGCAGCAUGCGUUAUGGCAGGUUAACUUUAUAGGGUUUGAGAUAACUUUUAACAUUUGUAGAAGUAGCACAUUAUCUACAGUUUUGGUUAUUUUGCGUGCUAUUCUACCUCAUAUUAAACAUUGACCA
Molecule: messenger RNA, 1421 nt
Organism: Theobroma umbraticum
Lineage: Eukaryota; Viridiplantae; Streptophyta; Magnoliopsida; Malvales; Malvaceae
Product: RNA-binding (RRM/RBD/RNP motifs) family protein
Molecular function (GO): RNA binding
Source: RefSeq, a predicted model, not a curated record